Messenger RNA from Anopheles stephensi (Asian malaria mosquito), 3717 nucleotides. RefSeq names its product leishmanolysin-like peptidase (gene Invadolysin). Bases 794 to 2944 code for a protein of 716 amino acids. NCBI's taxonomy places the organism in Eukaryota, Metazoa, Arthropoda, Insecta, Diptera, Culicidae. Gene Ontology annotation, molecular function: metalloendopeptidase activity. Gene Ontology annotation, cellular component: cytoplasm; membrane. Gene Ontology annotation, biological process: proteolysis; cell adhesion. The record is from RefSeq and is a predicted model, not a curated record. The transcript has 8 exons.
UUCGCAACAAGAGAGAAAACAAAGAAAACCCCCCCUGAAAGUGCUGCAGGUGGUGGGGUGCGUUCCCGUCUCUGUGUGCGUGUGUGCGGUCUUAUUUUCGUUUCGCGAAUUCGCAUAUCGAUCGCGUAUGAUCGGCUGCCGUAUGAUGGCCCUUCAUCAUCGGUACCGGCACUUCUGUUCGUCGUAAAGCUCUCCCCCAUGGGGAGAGGGAAACUCCGUACCAACCGACAGCAUCCACCACCGCCACUGUCGCUGCAUCAACAACGCGCUGGGGGAUGCAGCUUGUACAACAUAGCCAACAACAGCAGCAACAGCACCACCGGUCGGUUAGCGGUAGUAGUACCCUCUUCGGCCUAGGUGAAAUAAAAGUUGCCCCUUCGCUGGAAACCACUUUCAGUCCGUUUUAUGCAAUAGAGGCGUUCGGUGGUUGGAGCGCAUGGGUCACGCGCGUAUCGGAGUGCGAUUCGAGUAGCAAAUCUUAAUUUCCUGGUGCGCUCCAUCGAUCCAGGGUAUCGAGGGGGUUGGUUUUCCAUCAUAGUGUUUCCGUUUUUCUUGCCUCCAGAGUGGGCGAAUGUCCUUCCACCUACAGCGGGUGGAUAUGAGUGUGCUGUGCUAGUGUGCUUGUGUGCAUGUAUUAGUGCUUAUCCUGCUGUGGUGUUGUUCUGUGCUGUGGCUGUAUAGCGAAAGUGAGAGUUUCGCUAAAAUUGGGUCGAGCGGAAUAAAAGCAAAACGGAGGGGGGAACGGAACAUCAUUUUCCCUUUCGUUCGUUUCUCAACACACACGCACAACAAAAUGUCACCUAUGCCACCGGUGCACGAGGAUAUGGAAAUGCGGCAGUGUAGUGAAAUCAAUAAACGUGAGCCUUGGAGGCGGAAAGGCGAAGCGUGCGGUGGUUGGCCGAACGGUCCUGCCAUCUCAAGGCUCGAACGUUGGGCUUCGCCGGUCGCGACGGUGGGUCUGCUGUGGUUAGCCGUCGGUUGCACGCUUGCGGUUGCGAGCUCCGUGCACGAUGGUCACUGCAAACAUCAACAUCCGAAGGCGCAUGAGGUGAUACAUGGAGUGCAGUUGGAACCGCUGCACGUGAUCCGGAAGCGUAGCAUCGAUCAACCACUUCGGAUACUGAUCGUUUACGAUGAGUCCGUCUACCGAUUGGACACCGACAAAUUUUCUCUUAUAAAUAACACCAUUCUGCCGGAAGCGGUACGAUUUUGGGAGCAAGCUCUGAUGGUGCGCCAGACAAAGGAAACCAUAAGACUGAAUCGGAAGUGUGAAAGCAGUCAGGUGUUUGUCAAGAACUCGAUGACGUACUGUAUCGAUUCCUGCAAGCAAGCAACGCUGUGUGGCGAAGUUCAAGUACCACCGGAUCAUCUUGAUGUGUGUCGAGUUUGCAACUCUACCGGACAGGAUUGUCACGAAGAUGCAAACACCACGGCGGGUCCGGGCAUUUCCAAUGCGGACUUUGUGUUUUAUGUCUCCGCGCUACAAUCGGAACGUUGCCAUAAAGGGCUGACGGUCGCCUAUGCGGCACACUGUCAGCAGGAGGCAGCCCUCGAUCGGCCUAUCGCCGGCCAUGCGAACCUUUGCCCCGAUAGCAUUAGCACCAAACCGCAGGAACUGCAAACGCUGCUGUCGACGGUGAAGCACGAGAUUCUGCAUGCGCUCGGGUUUUCGGUGAGCUUGUACGCGUUCUUUCGCAACGAUGACGGGACACCUAGAACGCCCCGCAAACCGGACACUGGGAAGCCUUAUCUGAAUGAAAAAUUCCAGAUCCACCAGUGGAGUGAGGACACCAUCCGCAAGGUGGUUCGUACCGAUUGGGCCGUACGUGAUGGCACGAUUAACCGUACGAUCGAUAUGUUCGUGACGCCGCGUGUGGUGCAGGAGGUUCGCGAUCACUUCAGCUGCCAGAAGCUGGAGGGUGCCGAGCUAGAGGAUCAGGGUGGCGAAGGGACAGCGCUCACGCACUGGGAGAAACGUGUGUUGGAAAACGAAGCAAUGACGGGCACCCACACACAAAGUUCGGCCUUUUCACGGAUUACGUUGGCACUGAUGGAGGAUUCGGGAUGGUACAAAGCGAACUACAGCAUGGCAUCACCAUUGACGUGGGGCCGUGGUUUAGGUUGUAAUUUUGCCAUGCGUAGCUGUAAGGAUUGGAUUACCUCCAACACACUAAGAGGUCGCUCUAUACAUCCGUUCUGUGCAAAGGUGAAACGCGACCCACUUCAAACGGAGUGUACGGAUGAUCGAAGUUCCGUUGCGCUGUGCAAUCUGGUGCGCCACACGGCUCCACUGCCACCGCAGUACCAAAACUUUGAUUCCUUAGCGCACGUUCCUGUGGGAGAGGAAGGAUACUACGGAGGAUCCGUGUCGCUUGCCGAUCACUGCCCCUACAUACAAGAGUUUACCUGGCGUAGCAAAAACGUGGUCGUCCGUGGAUCCCAAUGUCAGUUUGAAGAUAAUAAUCCGAAGCCGGAGAAAAAUUUUGCCCUCGAGUCGUACGGACCUACGUCGAAGUGCUUUGACCACAGCGAAAACAUGUGGGAGGAACGUUCGUGCCGGCAGACGCGCGAAUGGCAACACUGGGGCUCCGGUUGCUAUCAGUACCGCUGUCAGCAUGGCCGUUUGCAUAUUCUGAUAGCGAAUAAAUCCUACGAGUGCUACUUCGCCGGCCAAAAGCUAAAAGUGCAGCUGAUGGCGGAAGGCUGGUUGCAUCGCGGUGCCGUUGUCUGUCCGUCGUGCAAAGAGAUCUGCAAUCCCGAGUUCGAGCGACGCGGAGAACGCUGUAAGAUCAGUGAAAGUGCGCCACCGGAUAGUUACUAUCCAAGGGACGAACUAAAGUGUAGCAGCGCUCAGACGCCGCAUGCGAAGACAUUGCUUGCGAGCCUAAUACUUUUAUCGUUGGCUACGGCCGCCAGUACGAGCGUGCCACGGAUAUACAGCUAAUCGAUGCCUGUCGUCGGUAGGGCGCGUUCUAACAGCAACCAAUGCCAUGCAUUGUGUGUGUGUGGAGAAAUGUUUCGUAUUACCGUUUUUAUCAACCAUUUCAUAUUGUAUGUGAUACUAUCAGCGUCGGCACCGGCAGAAGUAGUAAUGACAAAAGCAUGUCCCCGAUGUCACAAGUCAUAAUAACAUCACGCAAGUUAACACGAUUUAAUAGUGUACGGUGGAAUAAUGUUAAUGUGAAAUCACACUGAUAACGGCGAGCUACGAGCACCACAUCACCAAAUUGAUCAUCCGGCCUGUCGAUAUCUAGAGUCAAACCAACAAUUUCACCUGUAAAUAACUGUCCAAACUCAGAAACCGGUGGUACACACGAUUCUGUGUACGGGGUUUCAUCGUGCACACAGCAACGCACCGAUUUGCUUAUCUCAAUUUCGUAUGGCUGCAAAACAUUCCAUUCGUGUGCAAAGUGAUAAUUUAUUUAAUUUGAUUUUAUUACCAGUUUUACAUUUUUGUGUGCAACAACAACAACAAAAAAAGGAUAAAGGACGCAGUAUUACACGCAUCGCAAAAUUAUUCGAGGGACCUUUUUAUCUCAACACCUACCUGCCCUGAACACGUGACACGUCCCUUCUGCCAUAUUAUGGUAUGAUAAUGUUGUUGCCAAUGAUGUAUGUUUGUUGCUUAAAUAUUUUUCUCCAAAUGAGCCAUUCAGCCAGUCAGCACAUGAAAAUCUAGCAAAAGAGGGCACAAACGGUAAAAAAAAAUCAAACAAA